Molecule: messenger RNA, 923 nt
Organism: Mizuhopecten yessoensis (Yesso scallop)
Lineage: Eukaryota; Metazoa; Mollusca; Bivalvia; Pectinida; Pectinidae
Product: prostatic spermine-binding protein-like
Exons: 2
Coding region: 149-688 (179 amino acids)
Source: RefSeq, a predicted model, not a curated record
GACAGCCGGGUGAAUUCUGUACAGAGCAACGCUACCGCUUAACACAGACAAAGCAGCGACCAACAGUCACAGACCAGAUUGCGUCCACUAACAAACUCGAGGUAGCGCGAACCACAGACGAAGCAGCACCCAACAGAUAAGAAACAAGAUGAGAGUGAUACUGCUUACCAUAGUACUAUGCCUGAUCGUGUCGGCUCAAGCGAGACCAAAUAGAAAAAGACGGCAAACUGAGGAAAGACCCUCUAUUCCAGAUGUUGAGGUCCCGGAUGAGAACACUGAAGAUGGGAGCACUGAAGACGGAAACACUAAAGUCGGAAACACUGAAGAUGGGGAACCUAAAGAUGAGAAACCUGUAACGAGACCUGGAUCACCUAACUCUACUGAUAGGCCUCGCUCUGGUGAAGAUGAUGAUUCUGAUGACGACAAAAAUGGAAACGACGAUGGAAAUGAUAAAGAUGUAAAAGAUGAUACAGAUGGAAAAGAUCGUAAAGGAGGGAAAAAAGGUAAAGAUGGGAAAGAUGGUAAAGAAGAGAAAAAUGGUAAAGGAGGGAAAGAUGGGAAAAGUGGAACAGAUGAUAAAGAUGGAGAAGAUGGUAAAGGAGGGGAAAAUGGGAAGAGAGGAAACGGUGGGAGUGAUGGAGGAGAUAAUAAAGUCGGUAAAGGUGGAAAAGAUCGCAAAAGGAAUUAACAAAUAACAAUCACUUCAAAAUCGGAGAAAGAUAUUGUCCAUUCGGUUAAUCGGUUAUAAAGAAUAUUAACAAUCUAUCUUCCGAGAGGCUAUCAACAUUACCUCCCGUUAGCCAUGACGACACCAAUGGAACAAGUGCUUACAUAUUGUCACAAUAAUAAUUUCAAGUGUAACAACAUGUGAAACAUCUCAUGCAAGAAAGUUUCACAGCAAAUCAAAUAAAAGUUGAAAUCAG